UCUGACAAAUCUCUCUCGCUCAGCUUACGCCACUCCUAUACUAAUCCCCAAAAAAAAACUCUCACAGCUUUCGUCCCGACCCACUCUCGAUUCCCCUCCCCGAAACGCCGCUCCAGGAUUCAGCCGCGAUCCGAUCGCCGAGGCGACCGCGCCGUCCCGCCCACUCGAUUCGGUCGUGUGCGCGCUAGGAAGUUCGUCCGUCACGCGCCUCGCGGUUUUGUGUUCGUUUUCCCGUUCUGGUUUCCUGUGGCUCGCUCGGUUACCGCUUUUAAUCUUAUAGCUAGCUCGAUCCAUCUGUGUUACUGUGUAGGUAUGUGUGUUCUUCUGAUUGCCUGCGCCCGCAGUAGAUGCUGGUCAUGACUAACUGCUUGAUUGAUGGAUUGCUUGAUUUUGGUUGUGGUGACUAAUUUCCUAAUUGGAUUUAAUCCUGCUCCUCAAUUGGUUCGUUGACUGCUGCUUGAUGUUAUUGAUGUGCAUCCCGAAAAUUCGAUCCAGUUCACUUUAAACCAGUGGCGUGGGUUCCAUCUAUUUACUGGCCACGACUAUUUCUAUUUGGGCGUGUGGGAUCAUGGCUGCACAGAGCAUUAUCAGUAAUUCACACUAGUACCAUGUAUUUAUACAUACGGCCGAUGAAGCGGCAUGAGCUGUGCAAAUGGACUCCUGUUAUUUCAGAAAUUUUGAACUUCGUAGAUCCUAUCAUACGUCCUAUAUUUUUGGAUUGAACUGGCAACUUAUAUCCUUCUUGAUCACACUCGUGCUGUUCUGGCUAAUCCAAAAGUACCAUGGACACUGGGCCACUGCAUUUUGCUUCCUCUCCAUGUGCCUGAAACGGUGCCCCUGUUUUGGUUCCUCAUUCAACUCUCAUUUGUGCUUUUGUUUUCGUUCACCAAUUAAAAAAAAACAGUGGAUAUGCUUGUAAAAACGUGUUGAGGGCUCAUUCUCGAAAAGAAAAAGAAAAACAAGGUUGAGGGGAAACUAUCACUCUUCUAGACAAGUUACCUUCAGGCAUCCUAGUUAAAGAGAGCAUGUCCAGAAGGCAGCAACUUGCCGACUACUUACUUGCUGCGUGCAGCAUUGGUUACUAAUUUUUUUUACUGCUUUGGCACAGAGUUGGGGGAAUUCACUUAUGCAGGUUCUUUCAAUGAUGCUGCUUCACUAGUUACUGAGACGAUCCCUAUUCAGUAGGAAAUUGUAGAUAGGUUACAUUUCAGGUACAAACCACUGAAGUCUUAAUUAGGACGCUGGCUUUCUCAAGAUGUUCUUGAUGGGAGAAUUAGAGGAAGUUUAGUUUAUUUGCGGAUAUUGCACGACUUUAAACCAAUGUUUGGACAAGUUUCUUCCGUUCAAGAUGAAGCCGGUGGCUGCUGGAGAGAACGGGGGGCCAGCACCACGGUAAAACAGAUGCAGAUGGAUCACUGUGUACGAAUUGCUUGGAAAUUCUUCUCUGGAUGGAUAUCAGUUGUGUAAUUUGUUUUCUCACAGCUCACAAUCCAGCUAGUUUCUUCUAGCUGUGACUAUGAGGUUUUUGCUGAUUGGAGCAGUCCGGCGUUGCUUUGGUCUUGUGUCAAUAUGCCUGGUCUUCAGCAGUAUUCAGCAACCAGAACUACAUGCAGUGGUUUCCUCUGUGACUGCAUUCUCUAUUGAGAGUCAUCCUGCUAAAUGCAUAAUACUUGCAGGUAUUUGUGUUGCAUUUGCAACGCGAUAGCUUUUGUGCUACCAAACAGCCGACAUGGGUGCCGUGCAACUCGAGUCUGUUGCUGCUCAACAUGCACAUGCUAAGCUAAAUGUGGAUUCACUUCCUCAAGGCCCUUCGUUGUUUGAUGGAAAUGACACAGCCAGGAUUGAUGGUUCUAAGUCUGAUGAGUACGAAAGAUUUGAGAAGGGAUUAAUGCAGUAUGGAUGUGCGCAUUACCGAAGGAGAUGCCGCAUACGAGCUCCAUGCUGCAAUGAGAUUUUUGAUUGCCGGCACUGCCACAACGAAUCAAAGAAUUCGAUUAAAAUUGAUACUCUUAGGCGACAUGAACUUCCACGCCAUGAACUGCAGCAGGUCAUAUGCUCAUUGUGUGGCACUGAACAAGAGGUACGACAAAUAUGCAUCAACUGUGGUGUAUGCAUGGGAAAGUAUUUCUGUGAAGUGUGCAAGCUCUUUGAUGAUGAUGUCUCAAAACAGCAGUAUCACUGCCAUGCGUGUGGAAUAUGCAGAAUUGGUGGCAGGGAGAAUUUCUUCCACUGCUCAAAAUGUGGAUGUUGUUAUUCCAAAGUGUUGAAGAACAGUCAUGCAUGUGUUGAAGGAGCCAUGCAUCAUGACUGUCCAAUCUGCUUCGAGUACUUGUUUGAGUCGAGAAAUGAUGUCUCUGUUUUGCCAUGUGGUCAUACAAUUCAUGAAAAAUGCCUGAAAGAGAUGAAGGAGCAUUGCCAAUUUGCAUGCCCGCUCUGCUCCAAGUCGGUAUGUGACAUGUCGAAGGCAUGGGAAAGACUGGACGCGGAACUAGCGACUCUGUCAAACUCCUUCGACGAUAAAGUGGUUCGCAUAUUGUGCAAUGAUUGUGGGGCAGUAUCAGAGGUGCAGUUCCACUUAAUUGCACAUAAGUGCCAUAGUUGCAAGUCGUACAACACCCGGCAGAUUUGAAGUAGUGAAGCCCUGGAGGGAUUGUACAUUCUUCCUGGAAGUUGGUGAGAGUGCUACGGCGGUGGAGAUUCAUUCAUCUACGUGAUGUUUGCUGCGAAGGCACAUCACUGGACAAUUUAUCUGCGUCCACUGCAGUUAGCAGCCGUGGUUGUCCUUCAUUAGUUUCUUCAUCGUUUCUGUUAGUUCAAAAAGUGUGUAACAGUUUCCGCGUUUCCGUUCAAGCCUUGCAUAUUUCAGCACAACGUGGCAGACUGGUAGAAUUGUGCUCUACUCGAUUGGCAUCAUUUCCUCGGCAUUGGUCAGGCCUGCAACGGAUAGGAUCUCCUCUCCAGGGAGAGUGGUGUGUGCAUGCAGCAGGCUGUGUGGCGUAGGGUUUAUGGUUGCAAAAUGUCUUGAUCAACAAUUUCAAUUUCAGUGAUCACCAAGUUGGGCUGUGAUUUCCGGGCCUACAUUGUUGCAGCUUUUUCAUUCAGUUUAUUGCAUGCCUUGCCGGUUAA
Molecule: messenger RNA, 3126 nt
Organism: Triticum dicoccoides
Lineage: Eukaryota; Viridiplantae; Streptophyta; Magnoliopsida; Poales; Poaceae
Product: probable E3 ubiquitin-protein ligase RZFP34
Exons: 12
Coding region: 1730-2629 (299 amino acids)
Biological process (GO): ubiquitin-dependent protein catabolic process; protein ubiquitination
Cellular component (GO): nucleus
Molecular function (GO): zinc ion binding; ubiquitin protein ligase activity
Source: RefSeq, a predicted model, not a curated record